ACGUGAUGCGGUCUCUUGUUAUCUGAAUGUUUCCACGGCGACUUGACAAGACUGGUCCCCAUUGUCGAACAUUUUAUUUAUCUGUUUUUCUUGUUGAACUUGAUUUGGCGUGCUGUCUGAAUUUCUUUCUUUCUCUUCCAGGGUGCAAAGCCACUUAUUCGUAAAUUCAACGCAGCUGUGCCGCACACCACCACCCUCCCAUCAUCGUCGUAGUCGUCAUCAUCAUCAUCAUCAUCACCAUCAUCAUCAGACUCGGACCCUCCUCACCGCUCCACCCCCCUCCCACCCUCUGUCUUUCCUCUCCGGUCUCUGAUUGGCGCAGCAGCGGCGGGAUGCGCACUUGAUCAGCUGGCGAGACCUCGUCGGCUCCGGGAGGAAGCAGCUGUGCGAGACGGAGCCUCUCCUCCAUCCUUUCCUGACCCGGGAAACCAGGAUACUCAAGCACUACAAACGUUUUAUUGAAAUUUUUUUAAAAUUUAUUUUGUGGACUAACCGUGAAGAUUUUAGAGUUACACAAUCUACGGCUGCGAUCUCCACGCACGCGUGUGCCCGCUUGCUUUCCAGCACCUCCGGGAUGGAGCUCCGCUGGUGAACUUGGCUGCUUGCGAGGACGCCGCCGCUGCCGCCGCCGUGCGCUCACUCUAAGUUUGGAAGUUGACGCGUACGCACGCCUCCCUGACCGACCAGGUGGACCGAAUGGAGUGAGAACGCGGGGCCAAGCGGGGACCAUUGUAAGGUGACAAAAAGUGCAGAAAAGUGGGCUAUAGGUGAAGGCAUGCAAGCAGCAUGGAACGGGUGAGGGAGCAGCAGCCGUUCUGCUCGCUCUCCAAGAGCCAGCGGGAGCACCGUGAGAGAGGUGGAGAAAUCGAACGCGAGUAUCGUUACACGUCGGAGCGUGAGGGAGGCGCCCGCGACGCCACAGCACCAUCCUGCCGCGUACCCACCCAGAAGUCAUACAGCUCCAGCGAGACACUCCAGGCCUUUGAGCAUGACCCGGCGCGCAUGCUCUUCGGCGGACGCCUCAAGGAGACUGUGCGCCAGGAGAGCGCCGAGUACAGCAGGCCAGGGCAGACGUUCUCGCUGAGGCAGCUCGGCAUUUGCGAGCCUCGCCGAGGCCUGGCGCUGUGCCCCGACAAGGGCCUGUCCCAUCCCCUCAGCACCUACGCCCGGGGGGCUGCCGUCACCUCGGAGGGGCACGAACCCCAGUCCCCGGAACGUACCAUUGCCCUAUGGAGCAAGGGGGGCCGCAGCUCCUGCCUUUCCAGUCGCUCCAACUCGGCGCUGACGCUCACCGACACAGAAAUGGACAAUAAGUCAGACAACGAGAUGGGCGACCAUCUGUCCAGUCCUCAGGUUCCACCUCCCCUGCCGCCAGCACCACCGCCGCCUCCCCACAAGCAGCACCCCUCCAUCACAUCCCUGAGCCGCGGCUCGCUGGCCAAUCACAGGGCCGCGAGCCCGCCGCCCGCCGCCGGCCUGGCGGCCGAUUUGCAGAGCACGGCGGAAUGCGUCCAGCUGCAGGACAGCUGGGUGCUGGGCAGCAAUGUGGCCCUGGAGAGCCGGCAUUUCCUGUUUAAGACGGGCACCGGAAGCACCCCCUUCUUCGGCGCGGCGGCACCCGGCUACACCAUGGCGACGGGCACGGUGUACUCCACGCCGGCGCGCCCGCUGCCCCGCGGCAGCCUGUCACGCGGCGCCUUCAAGUUCAAGAAGUCACCCAAACACUGCUCCUGGAAGUGCACCGCUCUGAUUGCGGUUGCCGUGGCUGUGCUGCUGUCAGUCACCCUCUGCUACUGCAUAGCCAUGCACCUUUUCGGCCUCAACUGGCAGCUGCAGGAGUUGGACAGCCAGCCAGCAUUUGAAAAUGGCGGAGUCGGAAAGGCUGGUCCCACGCCGUCCAGCGCCGUCACGGCGCUCGCCGCCGACGGAAGGACAAGUGUUCUCCACCAGGAGAACAACUCUCUGGACACAGGACCUGUGGACAUCGGGAAGAGUGCGGGCCAAAACGUUCCACCAGGCGUGUUCUGGCGUUCCCGGCUCAGCGUGGACAAACCACGCUUCCUCAAAUUCAACAUCUCUGUGCAAAAGAAUGCCCUGAUCGGUGUAUAUGGGCGCAAAGGCCUUGCGCCAUCUCACACGCAGUACGACUUUGUGGAGCUCCUGGAUGGCAGCCGCCUUAUCUCCAAUGAACACCGCGCCCCAAGCGAUACCGAGAGGGGAGCCCGCCCAGAGCACCAGGUGGUGGUCCAUCAGGCGGGAUUCAUCCAGUACCUAGACACUGGUGUGUGGCACCUGGCUUUCUACAAUGAUGGACGCAGCAUAGAGGCAGUGUCGUACAAUACUAUCAUUCAGGAGUCUGUCACCGAGUGUGCGCACAACUGCUACGGGAACGGCGAGUGCAUGGCGGGUUCCUGUCACUGCUUCCCAGGAUUCAUCGGGCCGUACUGUUCCAGAGCUGCGUGCCCUGUCCUGUGCAGCGGUAAUGGCCAGUACACCAGGGGGCGCUGUCAGUGCUACAGUGGCUGGAAGGGCACCGAGUGUGAUGUGGCCUCGGGCCAGUGCGUGGACCCUCAGUGCAGGGGCCACGGGGUGUGCGUGGCGGGAAACUGUGUGUGCAAUGCCGGCUGGAGAGGUAGCAACUGUGACCAAGUGGACUGCGUGGACCCAAAGUGCUCUGGACAUGGCACUUGUCAUCACGGCGAGUGCCAUUGCAACCCGGGAUGGGGAGGAAUCAGCUGCGAGAUCCUGAAGAGCACUUGUCCUGAGCAGUGCUCCAGUCACGGAACCUUCAACACCGACUCUGGGACGUGCGUCUGCGAGGACAACUGGACAGGAGCUGAUUGCUCCAUAGAGGUGUGCAUGGUGGACUGCGGCCCUCACGGCACAUGCCUGGGUGGCAUGUGUCACUGCGAGGAGGGCUGGGCAGGUGCCCAGUGUGAGCAGAGGGACUGUCACCCGCGUUGCAUCGACCAUGGGGUGUGUCGUGAGGGCAAAUGUGACUGCCACCAGGGCUGGACGGGCGAGCACUGCACCAUCGCCCUGGAUUCCAGAGUGUCAGGAGCGGUCAAGAUAGGAUAUAAAGACGGCUGCCCAGGCUUGUGCAACAACAACGGGCGCUGUGUCCUGGAUCAGAACGUCUGGCAUUGCAUCUGCCAGUCGGGAUGGCGUGGCCUGGGAUGUGACGUCGCCACCGAGACGCUCUGCUCAGAUGGCAAGGACAAUGAGGGAGAUGGCCUGGUGGACUGCAUGGACCCGGACUGCUGCACUCAGAUCUCCUGCCAGGGUCAGACGUUGUGUAAAGGCUCGCUGGACCCAGCCGCUGCCGCCGCCGCCGCAAUGCAGGGCCAGAACUCAGCUGGCCAGCCGACCUCCAGGAGCUUCUACGAGCGUGUGGCGUUCCUGAUGGGGCCCAGCGGGAGUCACGUGGUGGCAGGGGAGAACCCCUUCAACAGCAGCCUGGCGUCAGUCAUCCGUGGUCAGGUCCUCACCGGAGACGGAACACCGUUGAUCGGAGUCAACGUGUCAUUCCCGCACUACCCCGACUACGGCUACACCAUCACCAGACAAGACGGCAUGUUUGACCUGCUGGCCAACGGAGGCGCAUCGCUGACCCUGACAUACGAACGAGCACCAUUCCCGACUCUACGCCGCACCGUGUGGAUCCCCUGGAACGUCUUCCACGUGAUAGACACGGUUGUGAUGCGGCGCGAGGAGAACAAUGACAUCCCCGGCUGCUACCUGACAGGCCUGAGCCGGCCGGAGCCGUUGGUGCUCGCCACGCCACUUUCCACCUUGUACAAGACGUCACCCGAGGACAGCCCCGUCAUCCCCGAAACACAGGUCCUCCACGAGCAAGUGGCCAUACCGGGAAGCGACCUCAACCUGGUCUACUUGAGCUCACGGGCAUCCGGCUACAAACCCAUCCUCAAAAUUCUUCUGACCCAAGACCGGCUACCCUUUGGCCUGAUGAAGGUGCACCUGAUGGUAGCCGUGAUGGGUCGCCAGCUGCAGAAGACCUUCCCGGCCUUCCCCGAUUUGUCCUACACCUUCAUCUGGGAUAAGACGGACGCUUACAGCCAGAAGGUCUACGGUCUGGCGGAGGCUGUGGUGUCGGUGGGCUACGAGUACGAGUCGUGCCUGGACGUGGUGCACUGGGAGAAGAGGACGGCGUUGCUACAGGGCUAUGAGGUGGACGCCGCCAACAUGGGAGGGUGGAUGCUGGAUAAGCACCACGUCCUGGAUGUGCAGAAUGGCAUUCUCUACAAAGGCAGCGGCGAGAACCAGUUCAUCUCGCUGCAGCCGCCCGUCAUUUCCACCAUCAUGGGCAAUGGCCGUCGCCGGAGCAUCUCGUGCCCGAGCUGCAACGGCCAGGCGCUAGGCAACAAGCUGUUGGCACCCGUGGCCUUGGCGUGGGGCAUCGACGGCAGUCUCUAUGUGGGCGACUUCAACUACAUCCGACGCAUCUAUCCGUCGGGCAACGUCACCAGCAUCAUGGAGCUCAGAAAUAAAGACUUUAGACACAGCAACAACCCAGCACACCGCUACUAUCUGGCCACCGACCCGGUCACAGGCCAGUUGUAUGUGUCGGACACCAACUCGCGGCGGAUCUACCAGCCAAAAAGCCUCUCCGGAACGAAGGACCUGCAAGCCAACGCCGAGGUGGUGGCUGGGACCGGGGAACACUGCUUGCCCUUUGAUGAGAACCACUGCGGGGACGGCGGCAAAGCUCCAGAUGCUUCACUCACUGGACCCAAGGGUAUCGCCGUUGACAAGAACGGCCUGAUUUAUUUCGUGGACGGCACCACCAUCCGCAAGGUGGACCAAAACGGCAUCAUUUCCACCUUCCUGGGAUCCAACGACUUGACAUCGGCGCGCCCGCUGACCUGUGACAACAGCAUGGACGUCAAUCAGGUUAUUCUGGAGUGGCCCACAGACCUGGCGAUGAGCCCGAUGGAUAAUUCGCUCUAUGUGCUGGACAACAAUAUUGUGCUGCGCAUCACCGACAACGGCCUUGUCAGCAUUGCGGCGGGACGCCCCGUCCACUGCCCGCUCUCCGUACCCGAGCGCGGCAUUCGGUCCGGUGGCCUACGGGCACAGCUCACCCCCUUGGAGUCGGCCGCGUCCAUCGCCAUCUCCUACAACGGCGCCAUCUACAUCGCCGAGACAGACGAGAGGAAACUUAGCCGUAUCCGCAAGGUCUCCUUGGAUGGUGAGAUCACGCACUUGGCCGGGGUGCCCUCCGAAUGCGACUGCAAGAACGACGCCAACUGCGACUGCUACCAGGCCGGCGAUGGUUAUGCCAAAGACGCCAGACUCAAUGCGCCGUCCUCCUUGGUGGUCGCGCCGGACGGGACGCUCUACGUGGCCGAUCUGGGUAAUAUCCGCAUCCGGGCUGUGUCUCGCAACGGGCCUGCGCCGGUGUCCAAUGGCUACGAGGUGGCGUCGCCGGACGCCCAGGAGCUGUACGUGUUCGACGGUAAUGGCACGCACCAGCACACGGCCAGCUUGCUCACCGGAGACUUCAAGUACACCUUCAGCUACAGCACGGAGAAUGACAUCACGGCGGUGACGGACAGUAACGGAAACACGCUGAGGAUACGCCGAGACUCCAGCCGUACUCCGGUGCGCAUUGUGGCCCCGGACAACCAGGUGAUCUGGCUUACGAUGGGCACCAACGGCGGGCUCAGAACUCUCACGGCGCAGGGACAGGAGUUGGUACUGCUCACCUAUCAUGGCAACAAUGGCCUGUUGGCCACCAAGACUUCAGAGAUUGGAUGGACCACAUUCUACGACUACGACAGCGAGGGUCGCCUUAUGAACGUGACCUUUCCCACCGGCAUGGUGAACAACCUUUACACAGACAUCUACAGCGCUCUUACAGUGGACAUAGAGAGCUCCCUCAGCGACGAGGAGAUCAGCAUCACCACCAACACCUCCAGCAUCCACGCCUACUACACGCUGUCCCAGGACCAGUGCAAAAGCAGCUACCAGGUGGGCUUCGACAACUCACUUCGGGUCACGUACGCCAAUGGGAUGGACACACACUACCAGACUGAGCCUCACAUUCUGGCAGGAGCCGCCAACCCGACAGUGGCCCGGCGCAACAUGAGCUUGCCGGGCGAGAGCGGGCAGAACCUGGUGGAGUGGCGUUUCCGCAAAGAGCAAGCCCGAGGGAAGGUCAUCGUGUUCGGACGCAAGCUGAGGGUGAAUGGACGCAACAUCCUCUCCGUUGAUUACGACCGCACCCUGAGGAUGGAGAAGAUUUACGACGACCACAGGAAGUUUCUACUGAAGAUCAUAUAUGACACAGCUGGGCACCCUGUGCUGUGGGUGCCCAGCAGUAAGCUGCUGCCGGUCAACGUGAGUCGUACCAGCAGCGGUCAGAUUAGCACUCUGCAAAGAGGUCCUACAACAGAGAAGCUAGGCUACGACACCCAGGGCCGCUUGGUGUCUCGGGUGUUUGCUGACGGGAAGAUAUGGAGCUACACUUACCUCGAGCGGUCUAUGGUCCUCCUACUCCACAGUCAGCGCCAGUACAUCUUCGACUUCGACUCGCUGGACCGCCUCUCGGGCAUCACCAUGCCGAGUGUGGCCCGCUACACCAUGCAAACGAUGCGCUCGGUGGGCUACUACCGCAACCUCUACCACCCUCCAGAGAGCAACGCCUCUGUGGCUGUAGACUAUAGCGAGGACGGCCUCCUGCUCAGGGUGUCCCAUUUCGGCACCGGCCGUCGGGUACUCUACCGCUACCGGCGGCAAAACAAGCUGUCGGAGAUCCUUUACGACAGCACACGUGUUAGCUUCACCUACGACGAGACUGCGGGCGUCCUGAAGACGGUCAACCUGCAGAGCGAUGGCUUCAUCUGCUCCAUCCGUUACCGGCAGGUGGGACCUCUGGUGGACCGGCAAAUCUUCCGCUUCAGUGAGGACGGCAUGGUCAACGCCCGCUUCGACUACACCUAUGACAACAGCCUACGCGUCACCAGUGUGCAGGGAGUCAUCAACGAGACGCCUCUGCCCAUCGACCUCUACCAGUUUGAUGACAUAUCUGGCAAGGUGGAGCAGUUUGGCAAGUUUGGCGUCAUUUACUACGACAUCAACCAGAUCAUCUCCACGGCGGUGAUGACAUACACCAAGCACUUUGACGCACACGGUCGCAUCAAGGAGAUCCAGUACGAGAUCUUCCGCUCACUCAUGUACUGGAUCACCUUCCAAUACGACGACGUGGGGCGUGUCACCCGACGCGAGAUCAAGAUCGGACCCUUUGCUAACACCACCAAGUAUGGCUACGAGUAUGACGUAGAUGGCCAGCUGCAGACCGUCUACCUGAAUGAGAAAGUUACCUGGCGCUAUACAUACGACCUCAACGGGAACCUGCACCUGCUUAAUGCCGGGAACAGCGCAAGACUCCUUCCUCUACGCUAUGACUUGAGGGACCGCAUCACCCGUCUCGGAGACAUCCAGUACCGCAUGGACGAAGACGGUUUCCUCCGCCAGAGAGGAGCGGAAAUCUUUGAGUACAACUCCAAAGGCCUCCUGGUACGGGUGUACAGCAAAAGUAGCGGGUGGACCAUCCAGUACCGCUACGACGGGCUCAGUCGAAGGGUGUCCGCUAAGACCAGCCUGGGCCAGCACUUGCAGUACUUCUACGCCGAUUUGGGCUACCCGGCCCGGAUUACCCACGUCUACAACCACUCCAGCUCGGAGAUCACGUCGCUGUACUACGACCUGCAGGGCCACCUGUUCGCCAUGGAGAUCAGUAGCGGUGAGGAGUUUUACAUCGCCUGUGACAACACCGGAACCCCUCUGGCCGUCUUCACCAGCAACGGUCUCCUAGUCAAGCAGCUGCAGUACACGGCGUACGGCGAAGUCUACUUCGACUCCAACCCGGAUUUCCAGCUGGUGCUGGGCUUCCAUGGGGGUCUGUACGACCCGCUCACCAAGCUGCUGCACUUCGGCGAGAGGGACUACGAUAUCAUGUCCGGCAGGUGGACGGUGCCGGAUGUUUCCAGCCUGAGGGAUGUCGGCAAGGAGCCGGCACCUUUUAACCUUUACAUGUUCCGGAAUAACAACCCCAUUAGCAAAGUCCACGAAGUGAGGGAAUAUGUGGCAGACGUGAACAGUUGGCUGGUGACUUUUGGCUUUCACCUCCACAACACCAUUCCCGGCUUUCCCGUGCCCAAGUUUGACCUGAGCAUGCCAUCGUAUGAGCUGAAGAAGAGUCAGCUGUGGGACGAUUUGCCGUCCAUCUCGGGAGUGCAGCGUGAAGUCACCCGCCAGGCUGAGUCCCUCCUGUCCUUUGAACGUCUGCCUGAAGUCCACCUGCGGCGAGGCCGUCGCGGCGAGAAACCUUGGCUGUGGUUCUCUGCGGCGGCGUCCCCAGUGGGCCGUGCCGUCAUGUUUGCCAUCUACAAAGGCAGCGUGCACGCGCACACCCUCAACAUGGCAGGCGAGGACUGCAUCAAGGUGGCGGGCAUCCUUAACAACGCCUUCUACCUGGAGGAGCUCCACUUCACUGUGGAGGGCCGGGACACGCACCACUUUGUCAAGCCGGGCCUGCCCGACGCCGACCUGGCCGCCCUGCACCUGACCAGCGGCCACAAGACGCUGGAGAACGGCAUCAACGUCAGCGUGUCACAGUCCACUACCGUCAUGGACGGACGCACGCGCCGCUUCGCCGAUGUCGAGGUGCGCGCCGGAGCCCUGGCGCUGCACGUGCGCUAUGGCGCCACCGUGGAUGAGGAAAAGGCCCGUGUGGCCGAGCUGGCCCGCCAACGCGCCUUGGCGGGCGCCUGGGCGCGGGAGCAGAGGCGGCUGCGUGACGGCGAGGAGGGCGGUCGGCCGUGGACGGAGGGCGAGAAGCGGCAGCUGCUGAGCGGCGGCAAAGUGCUCGGCUACGAAGGCUACUACGCCCUUUCCGCGGAGCAGUACCCCGAGUUGGCAGACAGCGCCAACAACAUCCACUUCCUGAGGCAGAACGAGAUCGGAAAGAGGUAACAGAACGUUAGGUGUGACUCUUCAUGUUUUACACCACUCAUAAAAAAUUAGGGAAAUUUCAGGAUAACUACUACUACUACUACUCCAUCGUCUCUAGUCAACCCCCAUUUAUCGGGUUAUGUUCCAGACCAAACCAUAAAACGGUGGUACCGUGAUUUCGGAGUUGAAUUUGCUGUGUCCAAGCUCCUAACUCACAUUCUCAACUUUUAUCAAAUCCAUUUUCUUUUAACAUUAAAAUGAAUUGAAAUGUCAUUAACCUAUU
Hippocampus comes (tiger tail seahorse) is the source of this 9259-nucleotide messenger RNA. RefSeq names its product teneurin-3. The coding region runs from base 787 to 8997 and encodes 2736 amino acids. Gene Ontology annotation, biological process: signal transduction; neuron development; heterophilic cell-cell adhesion. The transcript is spliced from 31 exons. Gene Ontology annotation, cellular component: neuron projection; membrane. Gene Ontology annotation, molecular function: protein homodimerization activity; cell adhesion molecule binding; protein heterodimerization activity. NCBI's taxonomy places the organism in Eukaryota, Metazoa, Chordata, Actinopteri, Syngnathiformes, Syngnathidae. The record is from RefSeq and is a predicted model, not a curated record.